Molecule: messenger RNA, 1632 nt
Organism: Melanaphis sacchari
Lineage: Eukaryota; Metazoa; Arthropoda; Insecta; Hemiptera; Aphididae
Gene: Slbp
Product: histone RNA hairpin-binding protein
Exons: 4
Coding region: 568-1575 (335 amino acids)
Biological process (GO): mRNA transport; mRNA 3'-end processing by stem-loop binding and cleavage
Cellular component (GO): cytoplasm; histone pre-mRNA 3'end processing complex
Molecular function (GO): histone pre-mRNA stem-loop binding; mRNA binding
Source: RefSeq, a predicted model, not a curated record
GUAAUAGCCAAAUUAUUUGAUGAUAUGUUUAAUAUUAUUUAUGUUAAUGUUAUUAAUUUUUGAUUAUAUAUUUUCAUUGUUAAGUUACUACGCCAUUUCAGAGCGUUGCUGCGUUUCAAUUUUGGAAUAUUUUUUCCAACAGUUUUAUGGAAAAACGAAAAAUAUUGUACAAUCAUAUUUCGUCAAAGGCACAAAGGGUUCGACUGUAGUUUGUCACGAUUGCUGUAAGGUAGGCGUCAGGUAGUCAGAGACUCAGAGUCCGAUUUUGAAUAUUUUGAUUUAUGUUCAGUGUUCGUAAGUCGUCACUUCGUAGUUUUCUAAGAAACUGAAUUUAUCUAUUAGUGUUAGCCGAUAAAACGCAAUUUUUAUCGUCAAACGUUCUAGUGUUCUACUAUACUAACAUUACUUUUCAUUGUCAUAGCAUACAAUUGGUUAUCACGCGAUACGUUACAGGCUACAGCUGACCCUUAGUUAUUAUUUAUAUCAUUCGCACGCUUAAAUUAGUCAAAUUACUCUCUUCGUUUGUACGUCAUCUCGCCGCGCGACUUGUUUCGUUACGAUAUCGCGAUGGCCGACGUAGAACGAAAACUUAAAUCUACUGUCAUUGAUCUAUCCGGCAAAAGUUGGGCCGAACUUUGUGACAGUUCUCAAUCAUCACAGUCGCAGACGGACACCGAUUCACCACUGAAACUUGUCGACGAGCCAAGCAAAAAGAAUGGCGAUGAUGAUGACGAUCUGUAUGACAUGGUUUUCAAGCCAGUCAAAAAGGAGUUUGUCAAAGCCCCAACCCAGGAUGAUCUUAGUUUGACUUCCUUUAUGAAUAAUGUACAUAUGGUAACGCCGAUCAAACAGGAAAAUGAUGAAAAAACACUUACGUUUGAUGAAGAUACCAUUUGUAGUCCAUUUGUAAAAAAAGAAUCAAAGACAACAUCUGGUAAUAAUCCUAAAGAGUCGGUGUGUAAAGAACAAAACCCGAAAAAAGAUUUACAGCAUGCUAAGAGAAGAUUAACUUCUGAGAGUGAAUCUGUUGUUACUGAUUCCGUGUCACCUGAGCGGGUCAACAAAGUUAAUAAAAAAUCCACAGAGCAUAAAAAUAUACAUGACUCUGAAUCAAGUCCCAAAGUAAAAUUGGAACGCGAAACAGACCCUAAUAUUUUAGCAAGAAGACAAAAACAAAUAGAUUUUGGUAAAAAUACUAUUGGAUAUGUCAAAUAUCUAGAACAGGUUCCUAAACAUGAACGUUCUAAAAGACAUCCUAAAACUCCACCAAAAAAUUUAAAAUAUACUAGACGAGCUUGGGAUGGUUUAAUUAAAAACUGGAGAGUUAAAUUACAUUUAUGGGACCCUGAUAGAAAACAUGAUGAUGAUGAUGCACUGACCACGGGUUCAAGUUCAAAUUUGUGUUCACUAGGAUCAAUGACUAGUUUGGACUCAAGUUCUCAGGCCUCAGAUUCAAGGCCAUCAACACCACCACCAAGUUCUGAAGAUUCAUCACAACAAAAAAGGGAAAACCAAGAAGAUGGUCUUACUCCAAAUCAAUUGAAGUUUAAGAAAUCUAAAACUUAUAAUAAUUAGAUACCUAUUUAUUUAUACAUUUUACACCUAUAAAUUUAUUGACCAUUCAUUAAAAUA